Bacillus rossius redtenbacheri is the source of this 5647-nucleotide messenger RNA. It is a transcript of the gene C15, whose product is annotated as T-cell leukemia homeobox protein 3. Gene Ontology annotation, molecular function: RNA polymerase II cis-regulatory region sequence-specific DNA binding; DNA-binding transcription factor activity, RNA polymerase II-specific. The transcript has 3 exons. Bases 106 to 1047 code for a protein of 313 amino acids. Gene Ontology annotation, biological process: regulation of transcription by RNA polymerase II; animal organ development. Lineage: Eukaryota; Metazoa; Arthropoda; Insecta; Phasmatodea; Bacillidae. Gene Ontology annotation, cellular component: nucleus. The record is from RefSeq and is a predicted model, not a curated record.
GGCGAGUGUAGCGCGUGCUCGUGGGGGUCAGAGGAGCCGGACCCGACCAUGAGCGCGAGGAGUCACUUGCCCGGCUGACUGGGCUGCCGGAGUGAAGCACCCGCCAUGACGGACCUGGAGGACGAGGACCAGGAGAUCAACGUGGACACGGACAGCCGCUGCAGCGACGACGACAGCUGCUGCCCGAGCGACGCCACGACGGGCCUGCCCGCGACCCCCUCGCCGCCGCCGACCGCCGCCCUCAACUUCAGCAUCUCGCGGCUGCUGGGCAGCGACAGCAAGCCCCGCCCCCAGCAGCCGCCGCCGGAGCGGCCCCCCGCCGCCGCGCACCACGACGCCGCCGUCGCGGCCCACCUGUACUCGCUGCAGCGGCCGGGGGCGGCGCUGCUGUACGGCGCGGGCGUGAUCCGCGUGCCGGCGCACCGGCCGCCGCCGCUCGGCGUCGCGCCGCCCCCCUUCCCCUGGCUGGCGGCCGUCGACCCGGCGUCCCUGCACCGCAGCGCCGCCGCCGCCGCCUUCGCCUCGCACGUGGUCAAGGAGCGGCUGACAGCGACGUUCCCCAUCACGCGGCGGAUCGGCCACCCCUACCAGAACCGCACGCCGCCCAAGCGCAAGAAGCCGAGGACGUCCUUCACGCGGCUGCAGAUCGCGGAGCUGGAGAAGCGCUUCCACAAGCAGAAGUACCUGGCGUCGGCGGAGCGCGCGUCGCUCGCCAAGACGCUCAAGAUGACCGACGCGCAGGUCAAGACCUGGUUCCAGAACCGCCGCACCAAGUGGAGGCGCCAGACGGCCGAGGAGCGGGAGGCGGAGCGACAGGCAGCCAACCGCCUGAUGAUGUCGCUGCAGGCGGAGGCGCUCAGCAAGGGCAUGUUCCCGGCGGAGCGCGGCGGCGGCGAGCCGCCCCACGGGCCGGGGGCGGCGCUGCACCUGCCCCCCGCCGCCGCCGGCACCUCGCUCAGCGCGCUGCAGAACCUGCAACCGUGGGCGGGCCCGCCACCGCCCGACCACUACGGCCUCAACCCGCCGCUCGCGUCGCCCAUCUGCUGAGCCGCUCCGCAUCUAGGGCCCCGCUCCGCAUCUAGGGCCCCGCUCCGCAUCUAGGGCCCCGCGUCUUAUCUAGGGUCGCGUUCGCGUUACCCAUCUGCAAAUCGCUGUGCCCGCUCCACAUCUAGGGCCCCGUUCCGCAUCUAGAGCCCCACUCACGUCGCCCAUCUGCUGAGCCGCCCCGCCCCGCAUCUAGGGCCCCGCUCCGCAUCUAGGGCCCCGCUCCGCAUCUAGGGCCCCGCUCCGCAUCUAGGGCCCCGCUCGCGUCACCCAUCUGCGAGUCGCUGUGCCCGCUCUACAUCUAGGGCCCCGCUCCGCUCCGCAUCUAGGGCCUCGCUCAACAUCUCAUGGCCCCACUUACGUCACCCAUCUUCAAGUCGCUGUGCCCGCUCCGCAUCUAGGGCCCCGUUCCGCAUCUAGAGCCCCACUCACGUCACCCAUCUGCUGAGCCUCUGAGCCUCUCCCCGCUCCGAAUCUUUGGCCCCACUCACGCCGCGGUGUGCUCGUCCACCACGCUGCCAUCUCUGUCUCUCUUUGAUCCUCUUGGUCCUCUAAGCGAGUGUUGGGUUGGUUAACUAUGGUUUCAGAUGGUCAUUUAUCGCGAAACUGUUAUGCGCCACGCAGGUCACUUAUUGUCAUGGUUGGAAUUUUGUUUUGUAAGGCGUAAGGCGUAGUUAUUUCAGGAACCACAGACGCUUUUUUAUUGCAGCACGUGUCUCCUGAUUGGCUGAGUUAAGUGCGUGGAGCGAGCCUCGUUCAACUAUCAGAGCCAAUAAGAAGAGAUCCGGAAAUUUCGCGGAGUCAUUUUGGUUUCAGGUCUAAAUUCACAGUACUGCUACUGCUAGCUGGUUGUUGAUUGGCAAAUAGUCGUGGAGGGGAGUGUCUAGAGAAUUGUGAACCAAACAUCCAAGAUAUCCAAAGGCAUAAAUGUUUGCAGUCAAUUUUGUGACCAAUCGAAUUCGCGAGAUUUCCGUAUCUCUGCCGGUGAGGAAAUAAAUGCUACGAAAAUAGACGAAAGUGUGUUGAAGACUAUCAAGCAGUCAAAAUUUCUCGUGAUAAAUUACCGUCUGUAACCGUGUCAAAAGUGAAGUGGAAGCGUCCAGAUGUUUGCAAGGCAGCCUGGCUGUGAGAUGACAUGGUCUAGUGCCCGCGGUCAGAGACAGCGCUCUGCUGGACGCGCGGAGAGUCAUUGCACUUCCCUCUCGCAGCCGAGGAGGAGAGAGCGAGUGACAUGGCGGGGAAGAUCGUCCCUGACCCCAUCCCCCCCCCUCCCCCCGCCAUCCUGUAUCUUAGGCUUCCGCGGCCAGAGUCUGCCUUCUGCCUUCUGUCUUCUGGCUCCUGGCUUCUGGAUCAAGCCCACGACCGUAAGAACGAGUAUGUGCGCACUUAAAGGUGGGUUUACAAUUGAAAAAUAAAACAUAAUAAUUAUAAAAUUAACCUGUCCGCCCUUGAACGCACGGUUAAGUAAAAAGCAAGGAUUCCCAGUUUUCGUAGGCAUUGUCUGCAAUUUUUUUAAUGAAUUAUGGUUAAUAAUCGUUUCUGAUUAAUAAUUUUUUAAUGUAAUAUUUUUAUUAAUGGUGACAUUUGUUGUUUAGGAGCCUACUUAAAACACUAAAAAUAUAGCAACGAUUGAACCUAAAAAUUCAGCACGUACUAAAAUAUAAUUCAUACAGAAAGCAGAAUCACCUAUUAUUAAUUUUAAUAUACAAAUACUAAUACAUUUAAUGCUAGUAAUCAUCAAUUUCGAGCCCAUUCAGGCAUAAAACGGCUUUACAAUAAAAAUAUGUAUAUACAUGAAUUAUGGAUACGUUUAUUAUAGACAAUAAAAACUAACCACAAACAUAUCAUAAUAAUUAAUUCUCAAAAUCACAAAACAAAAAUAAAAUUUUCAUCAAUGUUUUAUAAUAUUUGGUUAAUUCUCUUCCUAAUUAUUAUAACGUUUCUUGAUAUGCUGCUAAUAAUUCCUUAAUUCCAAUUACUUUAGUUAAAUCAUAACCUGCUUUUUCCCAAGGGAACAUUAUUUCGCAUCAACAACACAACCUAUUGUACUCUAAUUGGGCACACCCCAUGAUUUCAAACUUUCCGUGCAUGCCACGACUGGCAUAACAAUUUUCCUUUAAGAUCCUUAAAACCAUUAACAAUGGCCUUGUUUAGUAGAAAAGCCUUAUUCAGACUCAAACUCCAGUACUGGAGUAGAAAACAUCCUUAGUCAAAAUGUCAGUCGCUGCCGCGAACGUCGUCACUUUGACGUCACAGAUGGGCGAACGUCAUUGGUAGAGACCUGCAAAAUUCGCGGAUUCAUUCGGUUAGAGGCUAAAAUUCAAACACAUAUACCUCUUAUAUAAUUUUUCUAUUGGCUUACUGUUCACCUGGACGAAUCUCAACCAAUUAUAAACCCUCAACCAAAGAAGGAUCGAAUCACAGACAAACCAGCUGCGACGACUCACAAGUCGGCAGCCAAUGAACUUGCGUUAUUUUCCCGAGUGUACAGGGGUAUGUGCAGUGUAUACUGAAGGCCAUCGAAACCGCGAAUUUUGCAGGUCUCUAGUCAUUGGGUAGGAAAUUGUUUUGCUCGCCUUGCGCUACUGUGAGUCCACAAUCAAAGAAACUUUUUUCGUAUACUAUUCAUUUCGCCGACAUCAGAUGUCAUAGGCUCGAGUAAGUUGACGCCCGGCUACAGUUGCAAUGUCCCGAAUUGUGUCUGACUGGUCCACGUUGCACUCUAACGCCACACGUGGUGUGGGCUAUGGUCCUAAUAUACUGGCUAUUCCCGGUCUGUGGCCUUUGGUAGCGUAACAUUUGCUGUUUCCUGUUCCCGUUUCAAGAAGGUAAGCAGAAAAUAACGGAGGGUGUUGUAGGAGACCAGGAAGACCGAGACAAAAUUACGAUUAGUGCUAUCCGUUUGAAACCGGCGCUUUUGAAAAGCUGAACACGCGAAUUUAAUUAUUUUACCAGUGUGCUUGGAUCUCAUUUAUUAACAUUAUCACAGAUUAACUGAAUAUAUAAAAUUUAGCUGCGUAACAAUUUGCAAAGCCUGAAAACAAUUUUUAAAAAAAUCGAAAAAACACUUAUUUUGACGCUAUAUUUUUCCACCCUCUGGUGACUACUUUAGAAAUCAGUAGUUUCGGGCAUCGGACAUCGCAAUGGUAGACAGGACAGAUGUCCGUGCUACACUAGGAUAGGGACACGGACCGCCCACAGGUUCGGACGGACACGGACAGGGCUUCACUCACGCAGCGAACACGUACCGUAGUUACCUUGCCUUGUGUAGCAGUAACAACAAGGCCGUGCGCGCAAGACUUGACCGCCAUGUUCUCCAGCCUGCUGAUUCACAACAGUGCGCAGCACGGUCGUGCGCGUAGAAGGGAAACGAAUAUAUUACAUUUCUGUUACGGACGCACGGCGCAACAGCCAAUGAGAGUAGAGUAGCAAGCCAUCUUGACGGGACUAGAGAAUUGUUCAUAUUUAUCAAUCAUAUUUAUAGACCUGAACAAAUUUGCGGAUUCAUUUCUUGAUAGUCUAGAAUAAAAAACGUUUGCCUUUUUACGGCAUCAGUGAUUGGGCCACAGUUUAUCUGAAUGACACUCGGCCAAUGAAAAACUUUCAAAAAAAGAAGUAUCGAAUGAUUAACGUCCCAGUUAACAGGCGACACGAGUCAGUAGCCAAUGAGCAGAAGUAAUUUUCCCGUGUGCAUAGAGGAUCAUGGAUUCUAUCCUACAGGUCAUCGAAAUCGCGAAUUUUUUCCGGUCUCUAAUCAUAUUGUGGCAAAAAUUUUUCGAGAUAUUACAAUGCUGAGGUGUGAACCCUGCUUUAAAAUAUAAUUAAUGCUACUACUUAAGUCACUAGCAAAAACUGUAAAUAAAAAAAACAUGUUCAUGGUUGGAAUGGUUAACUAAAAAUUUUAUAUAAUUCUUGUUUAUUUAUAUGAGCUCAGAAAUUGCUGGUCAGAUGUUACGCAAUAGUUGUUUGGUAGUUAAUAUACGAUUUUUGAUUGGCUGAGUUAACAGCCAUAUUUCAGUUGUGAACCCACCUCUCACAGGUCAUGCGAAUGGCCCGCCGUGCGCUCGCUCGUGAACCUAGCCUUAGCGGUGUUCCAGUGAAAGUGACGUCAUCCUUCUUGGAGGAAGAUCUUGCCCGACGUAGUCUGUCUCUGUCGCUCUUGUGCUGGUGCGGGUGUCUUAACCUCUGUCCCUCUUCCACACGAUGAAAAAAAAAUGAACUGCAAAAAAGUCUUCGUACGUGACAUUCGAAGGCGAUGCAGAGUACCUAGGUAUUGUCUAGUUGCUAGACGUAGACGAACUGAAUGUGUCUGACUGUACGUGAACAUUUUAUGCGAAGGAAAAAAACUAUGUAAAUAAGAGAUUGAUGAGUAUUUUGUUCGCUUUACGUUUGAUGUUUGACAACGACAUGCACGAAGUUGUUAAUUAUUUAGUUGUUUAUAUGUUGCAAUUUUUAUUUUUUAUUUUGUCGAGCGGUCUGCUGUGUCAGAUGUUACCUCACCACAAAUAUUUGUUAGACAAAUGUAUGUACUUACUUUAGAGGAAAAAAAAACGAUGUAUUUCUGUGAAUAAGACUACGAAUAAAUUAAGCCAUUUUAUUACGU